CAGUGUCCAUCUGGAUGCACUACACCGAGCUACCCUGUGAUGGGGACAGCUGUUUACACAUUGGAUUCCUCCAUCUGUUCUGCAGCCAUCCAUUCUGGGGUCAUUCCUAAUUCAGGUGGAUCUGUGACAGUGGAGAAAUGGCCUGGACAGAGCAGUUACCAAGGGUUAUCACUAAAUGGCAUUACCUCUACAAGCUAUGGACCAUAUUCUGAAUCCUUCGUAUUCCGAGUUCCUGCAUUUAAAAUUCUGUGUGGUGAGCAAUCCAGAAAUCUGAAAUCUGACAGGACAUUAGUACGUUGUCCUGCUGACUGUAAUAAACAAAGCGACUCUGUCUGGGGAACGAGCAUCUACACAGAUGACUCCUCGAUUUGUCGGGCUGGCAUACAUGACAGAAAAAUCCCCAGUUCUGGUGGGUUGUUAACAGUGGAGAAAAGACCAGGACAAAACAGCUAUGUGGGAUCCACCCAAAAUGGAAUAACUACAAGCAAUUAUGGGUCCUGGUCUGGAUCAUUUGUGCUUAUACAGACUCUAGCUGAGGUUGCAGAAUCCAUUGACUGUUCAAGCAGAGGUAAUGCAUUUGGAGAAGACAAUAUAAUCGUUCAGUGUCCUGAUGGUUGUGCAACAUCAAGCUACUCUCUGUGGGGAACAAUGAUUUACACUGUGGAUUCCUAUAUUUGUGCUGCGGCCAUCCAUGCUGGGGUUAUCUCCAAUGCUGGUGGAAUUGUGACAGUUGAAAAACGACCUGGGAGGGCAAGUUACCAGGGCACAUCCCAAAAUGGCAUAACCUCUUCAAACUAUGGCUCCUACCCAGGGUCAUUCACUUUCAGAGGACUACUCCCCAGCAGCCCAGAAAUGAUUCAGUGUUCCACCAGAGCUAAUGGAUUCAAAGAAGAAAAUGUGACAGUCCAGUGUCCUGCCGGCUGUACGGAGCAGAGCUCUUCCUUGUGGGGAACUACUGUUUACACAGAGGAUUCCAUGAUCUGUGCCGCGGCCAUCCAUGCUGGCGUGAUUUCUAACUCAGGAGGAGUGGUGACAGUUGAAAAGCUGCCUGGGCAGAACAGCUAUCAGAGCUCAUCACAAAAUGGCAUAACAUCAUCAAGCUAUGGUUCCUAUGGAAAAUCCUUCACCUUCCAUGGUCUGAGUCCCAUGCCACAAACCCUUCAGUGUACCGAUGAUGCUAGAAUUCUGAAAGGCAAUGUGGUUCAAGUGUUUUGCCCAGAGAACUGUGAUGCUGAAAAUCAUCGUGUUUGGGGAACUGGUACCUACACUGCUGACUCUUAUGUUUGCCAAGCUGCCAUUCAUGACGGGAAGCUGUCCAGUAUGGGUGGAUUAGUAACUGUGGAGAAAAAACCAGGGCAAAGCCAAUAUGUGGGAUCUAGCAGAAAUGAUGUAACUACCCACAGUUAUGGGGCUUUUUCCGAGUCUUUUAUACUUACACAGGCACCUGACGAGUUCCUUGGUUAGCAUGGGUCAUCACUGUUUCUUGGACGCAGGCUACAGAUGCAAAAGGAAAACUUUUUUGGAGGACUGGUGAGCAAAGAGUUGGAAUAAAUAAAGGUUCAGAGAGCUUUUUAGGCGUGUUCAAAUCAGACAAAUUUGCUAAUUCUACUGCAUAAGAAUUCAAAAGAUACUUUUAAAAGGACAGCUCCAAAAUGCUCUAACAAACUCAUCAACUAUGUGUGACUCAAUAAAAUGUCAACACACAGAAAAAGAGCAAAUAAAUAUUUUUUCUGACUGUUUCACUAUUUUUUUUUUUGGAAGUCAUUCUUCUUGAGGUUUAAAUGGGCACCACCAGUAUGCUGUGCAUUUGUUUUUGGGGAUGUACCAGGAGUGUCUGCCUAAUUAGGAAACUAGAUGAAAGUGUUGGGUUUCAACCAUAUGCCAACGGAAUUUAUGGGAAUCAAACUUGUGUCUUCAUGACAUAGCAACUUCACAUCUUCCUGUCUUAUGUAUUGAAUUGUGCUGUUUGGAAUUUUCAGGUUGCUGACAUGCCAUAUUAGUGAAAUAUGUACCUGCUAUUUCAUUUGUUUAAAUGUAUCUACAGUACAUUACAAAUCCAUUCCUCAGGACCUGCUCUGCUUACCUGGUUCAAUGAUGCACUGAUACUAUGUAGCUGUACUUUGCAAUUUUUUUUCUUCAGCUUUAACUGAAUGUUUGAGACAGAAUGUAAAACCAUGUCAUAUUAAAACAAAAGUCAAGCACUUUCAUAACAUUUUUUUUCAUUUCUUCUAAUUUGAUGUUUAUUUGUAUUUUCCUGUUAGAUAACACUUUAGGCACACUUAAUAAAAGAAGUACAUGCUGUUCA
Messenger RNA from Protopterus annectens (West African lungfish), 2305 nucleotides. RefSeq lists its product as uncharacterized. The record is from RefSeq and is a predicted model, not a curated record. Lineage: Eukaryota; Metazoa; Chordata; Ceratodontiformes; Protopteridae. The transcript is spliced from 15 exons. The coding region runs from base 40 to 1464 and encodes 474 amino acids.